Kwoniella mangroviensis CBS 8507 is the source of this 1437-nucleotide messenger RNA. RefSeq lists its product as uncharacterized. NCBI's taxonomy places the organism in Eukaryota, Fungi, Basidiomycota, Tremellomycetes, Tremellales, Cryptococcaceae. The transcript has 3 exons. The coding region runs from base 1 to 1437 and encodes 478 amino acids. The record is from RefSeq and is a predicted model, not a curated record.
AUGGCCAAAAGAAGAAGUGGGUUCACAUUGGUCGAAUAUCCCUGUCCAGGCGAUCACAGUAGUAGUAAAUUUACUACAAAAAACCACGGCUCUUCGACUACAGCUUCAACUUCAACUUCAGGAGGUCGUCAUAUGAUGGAAAACUAUGGUACAGGGAAAGAAACGAUUUGUUAUAAAUGCAUGACAGAUUAUUCUCAUUCACACCUGUUCGCAACUGAAUGUACGAAAAGAGGAGAGAAUAACCUCCUUACUGAAGCUGUAGAGAGUUACCCAUCAUACCAGAGAGAAUGUCUGAUAGAUGAAUUGUACCCAAGUCCAUGGGCGAAAUACGUAGUGGAUAUUGUGGCAGGUAAGAAACCCGAAGGAAUGAAAAGUAUGAAAAGGCGGAAAGGUUCACAUCGUCAGAUCUUAGAUGGAAGCAGAUCAAAGAAUUGGUCAGACAGGUGUAAAUCGCAAUCAACAAUCAGAAGUAGGAAGACUAGCUGUACGAUUACGAAGGAAUCCCGUCUGAAAAAGAGUGAUGAGCACCAUCAGGAUGCUACGGGGAGAACGAAGAACUCGAUUACCUAUCAAGGACGAUGUGAGGGAAGGCGAAUAGUGGAUUUAUCCAACAGUAAUAGGACUAAGAGCAAGGGUAGUGGUACCUCCCUGAACGAAAACGUUUCGGAUAUCAAAGAUUCGAAUCAAUAUAAGAAGUAUGGACGUGGGGUUGAUGAGGUUGGGAGAUGUAGGGUGAACUGUCAAUUGUAUGGUGACGAUCAGGUAACGUUGUGUGCUCGAUGUGUUCAAAAACCCGGUACAGUCCGAGCGUGGUGCAAAAGUCAUCCCAGAUCUGAUAGAUCCAAUGGAUCCAAUGGAUCCGAUAGAUCCACAUGGCUGCAUGAUCUAAUGGAGUUAUACACAGAACGUGUUGAAGCGAAACAAGACCAAAAUGGAAUACCGAUAGGGAAUCGUCAGAGGACCGUACCGUGGAGGAUUCUGCCAUCUAUAUUCAAAAGUGUCUAUCACCCAGAGUAUCUGCAAUAUAUACAGAGUAGCGGGGAUGAUACCCUCGGAAGACAGCUUUCCCAAUUACCUCCUGAACAGAUGGAGGACGUUACGGGGAUCAUGUUUGAGUAUGCCAGGAGGACAGGUAGAGACGGGGCUGACGAGAAGGAGGAAGGCGACGAAGAAGUGAACUUGACCGACGUGAAAUAUUCUCCAACCAUGAGGAACAGCUUCGAUGUAGGAUUCACGGAAUCCCAUAUGUCAUCGCCUGCUUCAAACUCAUCUCCUAUGACGUCUUUCAGUGAUAUGGUCGAGCAUAAGGAAGAUGCCGAAAAGUUUACUGAUGAUGAGGCGAUGUUACUGGACUAUGAAUCAUUCACCCAAGGAGAAAUCAACUAUAUCGAUCAUCCGGAAAAUAUGGAUUUAUUAUAUGACCUGGAAGCAGUUUGA